CCGAGGCUGGACUGGAUGCUAUUCCAGCUGCAGGCCUGUUUCCUGUCACACUCCAGAGUUCUGCUCAGUCGCAGCCCGGCGACUCCCCCGCGGGCCCCUUUAAGAGCGGUGGACUUCAACUCCCAGGGUUCCCGGGGCGGCACUGGGGGCUGCGGAGCUCUGGGAGUUGCAGUCCACGCCUCUUGAAGCGGCUGAAGCGAGACACGCGGGGCUGGACGGCCGCUGGGCACCCGGGCCCUCUCCCGCCCGCCGCCGCCGCCGCCGCCGCCGCCGCUCACCCAGGCCGAUGGCUCGCCCCGCGGGGCGGGCGAUGAGGGCGCCCCUCCUGCCCGUCAGCAGAGACCGGAGGAUCUCGGCCUUCCCCGUGUGCUACACCCCCGAGGCCUGUCUGCAGCUCAGGGAGGACUUCCACGCCCAGGUGAGGGCGGCCUGUCAGCGGAGGAACCCGGGGACCGUUGGCCUAAAGAUCUCCAAGGUGGUCGUGGUGGGAGACCUCUGUGUUGGGAAAACAAGCCUUAUCAACAGGUUUUGUAAGGAGGUUUUUGACCGGGAUUACAAGGCAACCAUUGGCGUGGAUUUUGAAAUUGAGCGUUUUGAGAUCGCUGGGGUGCCCUACAAUCUUCAGAUAUGGGACACGGCCGGCCAGGAGAAGUUCAAGUGCAUCGCCUCUGCCUACUACAGAGGAGCGGAAGUGAUUAUCACAGUUUUCGACUUGGCUGACAUCCAGACUUUGGAUCACACCAAACGGUGGCUGGAGGAUGCCCUGCGGGAGAAUCACCCCGGCUCCAGCUUUGUGUUUCUGGUGGGAACCAAGAAGGAUCUGCUGUCCAAUGCCGAGAGUGAGCGGACAGAGCGGGACGCCAUCCGUCUGGCCAAUGAGAUGCAGGCAGAGUAUUGGUCCGUCUCGGCCAAAACAGGGGAAAAUGUCAAGGACUUUUUCUUCCGGGUGGCUGCCUUGGCCUUCGAGAGGUCUGUGCUCAUGGAGCUGGAGAAGAGCUGCAACCGGCUGCUGCCAAUCGGCACAGGGGACUUCAUCAGGAUAGAGGAAAACGCGGCGUCUUCACGUGGAUCUCCUCCAUCCAACCUGAACUGCUGCUAACGGCUCCCAGGGGACACACUGCAGGCUGCCCCCAUCACUCUUGGACAAGCAGGAAAUCUCUAGAUCUCGGGGAACCACAAGGAGUGUGGCAGAGCCAGUCCCCACCUCCACUGCUCCCAAAGCCCUUCUGAGCUGUGGAGGCUCAUGUGGAGGAAAGGACCCGUCUUUCUCUAGAAAGGCCCAGUUUCCUCUCCCUGGAAACCCUUCGUGCUCCAAACGCCAAGCCUUUGCCUCCUUGUUACCUGGAGAUGGUACGAACGGACCAGGUCUGCUGACUGGGCUAAUUCAGGGCAACAGCCCCAAACCAGCUGACUCUUCCUGGCAGCCGCAAAUUCUGCUUGAACUGGACAUCUAGUUAAACCUUAACCAUGAAACAGCUGUUAAAACCGGCAGGAGGAAUUUGUACUUAAGGGGGGAUAUCUGGAGUGAGAAAAGCUGGUAACCCGACUGUCUCCGAUUUAGGGCCCGUCUAGUGGACUCUGGGCCCCAGAGCAUCUUGCGCUGAAUUAAUUGCUUGAAUUACUUGUUAGCUUUGCUUAGAAUGACUGCCAGAGCAACCCCUGUAAAAACAGACCUUUGUCUUCAUGUCCAUUGUAGAAUUAAAAGCUCUGCCGGAGGAUUCUA
Pantherophis guttatus is the source of this 1723-nucleotide messenger RNA. RefSeq names its product RAB36, member RAS oncogene family (gene RAB36). The record is from RefSeq and is a predicted model, not a curated record. NCBI's taxonomy places the organism in Eukaryota, Metazoa, Chordata, Lepidosauria, Squamata, Colubridae. Gene Ontology annotation, molecular function: GTP binding; GTPase activity.